AUGCAUAUUGCACACUCGGUGGAUGAAUCUCCGUCUCCGACUGAAGAGCACGGUAGAUCGUCAGCGGCGGCGGCGGUAGAGGCAGAGGCGGUGGGAAGAGGAAAUGUGAAAGACAGAAGGAAGAGAGACUUUGUUGUUGUUUAGAGGAGAAGAAGAAUCUGAUCCAAGUUAUAAUAGAGACACACACAUACACAUCUAUACUUAUAUAA
Molecule: messenger RNA, 209 nt
Organism: Arabidopsis thaliana (thale cress)
Lineage: Eukaryota; Viridiplantae; Streptophyta; Magnoliopsida; Brassicales; Brassicaceae
Exons: 2
Coding region: 1-144 (47 amino acids)
Source: RefSeq, marked reviewed